Messenger RNA from Linum tenue, 5807 nucleotides. Lineage: Eukaryota; Viridiplantae; Streptophyta; Magnoliopsida; Malpighiales; Linaceae. The record is from the annotation of a GenBank genome assembly.
CUGGAGAGAGUCAAGGAAAAAGGAAGCAAGUCAAUGAACAUAUAACUAACACUGUUGCUCUGGGAUACCAAGAUCCUGGAAUAUGAGCGGAGCGCCAAAGAAUUUCGCCACCAGAAAGAUGAUGAAUAUAUCCAAUCAUAUCUUCCACCGCCGAACAUCUAUACCAAAAAUGGCGGUGCAAAAUGGGUUCCGUUUGUCUCCUUUUCAAGGUUCCACCACGGGGAUUGGAUUCCCGGCGCCUUCGUGGCGGAUAAACAUUGCGACAGAGCCAUGGCGGAGUUCGAUCAUCUUCUCCCGAUACCCAAAUCAAACCCCAGGCUAUAAAUUCCUGGAAAUGGGUAGAAUCCAUCACAAAUCAACUUACUCAAACUGGGAAUUCCAGCUUAACUUAAUCUUCCCAGAUUUCGAUGAGUAACUAUGGAGGCGGGAACGAGAGCAGCCAUGUUUCCGUCGGACCUUGGGGAGGCGGAGCCGGAGCAAGGUGGGAUGACGGCGUUUACUCUGCUGUGAGACAAGUGAUCAUCUUCCAUGGAGCCGCCAUUGAUUCCAUUCAGAUCGAGUAUGACCAAAACUGUACCUCCGUUUGGUCUGAGAAGCACGGUGGUACUGGCGGGAUCAAGACAAAUAAGAUCAAGCUUGAAUCCCCCGACGAGUACCUUGUGUCGAUCAGUGGGCACUACGGCGGCUUGGUCGAGUCAGGACCACCACUUGUUCGAUCAAUUGUCUUGCAGAGCAACAGGAGAAAGUAUGGGCCUUUCGGUAUUCAGCAAGGAACCCAUUUCUCAGUUCCAGUAGCCGGUGCAAAAGUGGUGGGUUUCCAUGGCCGGAGCAGUUGGUACCUAGACUCCAUCGGUGUCCACUUGAAGCAUUUUCUACCACGAAAUCCGUCGAAGAAACCCGAGUUUGAAGCUCAGGCUUCCAACAACAAGAAGACGGCUCCAGUUAUCAAUGGAACUGUCAAGGCGAAGCAGGCUGUGACUUAUGGGCCCUGGGGUGGGAGUGGGGGAGACAUUUUUGACGAUGGAGUUUAUGCAGGCGUUCGUGAAGUUCAUUUGACUCGUACUAAGGGCCUUGUUUCGAUUCGGGUUUGUUAUGAUCUGAAUGGAAAUGCAGUUUGGGGAGAGAAGAAUGGUGGAACUGGAGGAAUCAGAUUGGAUAGGAUAGCUUUCGAUUACCCAUCAGAAGUCUUGACCCACAUCACAGGAUGCUGCGGACCAACGAUCCUUCGAGGGCCAACAAUUGUCAGGUCGAUCACUUUCCACACCAACAGAAGGAAGUAUGGACCAUUUGGCGAUGAGCAGGGAACCUCCUUUUCCUCUGGCUCUAACAAUGGGAAGAUUGUUGGAUUCCAUGGCAGGAGUGGUGGACCGUUUGUCGACAGCAUUGGAGUUCAUGUCAUGGAAGGAAUCAGAGAAGUUAAGUUUCAACAGCAAGCUAACCCUGCUGCUCUUAUGGUUAGAGGACCUUCUUAUGCUCCAAUAAUUGCUAGAGAACCUCGCUCCCCGCGUCUUUAUAAUGAUUCCUUCGAUAUGACGAGAGAAGUAAAGUUCCAGCAAGAAGCUAACCCUGCUGUUAUGAUGGUUAGAGAACCUUCUUAUGCUCCACCAGUGAUUAUUGAAGAACCUUACUCACGCCAUCCUGCCUAUGAUGAUUUCUUCAAUGGGAUGAGAGAAAUGAGAUUCGCACAUGAAGCUAAGCCUAUUACGGUUAGAGAAGCUUACCCUGCAGCCGGAUUGACUUCAGCUUCAUGGAGAUCAGGGUUAUGGGGUGGCGAGAGAGGGCAGCCGUGGGAUGAUGGGAUAUUCUAUGGAGUGAAGAAGAUUUUUCUGACGAGAGGAGAAGCUAUCUGUUGCAUACAAUUUGAGUACGAUGGCAAGGGUGGACAAUCUGUUUGGUCAGCUAGGCAUGGAGGUGGCAGCGAAGUCAACAGUCACUCUAUCAACUUCGAAUACCCACAAGAGGUCCUAACAGCUGUGUCCGGCUACCAUGGCUCCCUGACCGGCGGUGACAGGAGCGACGUCAUAAAGUCUCUGACUUUCCACACCAACAAAGGGAAGUAUGGGCCGUACGGGGAAGAAAGGGGAGCAUUCUUCACAUCUACUGCUGAGGGUGAAGGAAGGAUUGUUGGGUUCCAUGGAAGAAGUGGAUGUUACUUGAACGCUCUGGGAAUUCACAUGCAGCAGCAGCAACAACAACAACAACAACCAGUUUUCUACCGUGGUUUGGAGUCAUCGAUGGUCGGAGAUCGAGUAGUCAGCAGGCACGUUAAGACGGUAGCAACAAAACUGAUCAAGUCAAGCCACAUGUUCAGCACCUAAUGAACUAGAAACUUGGGAUUAUGUCUUUCGUUAUGUAUCCUCGGUUGGGUUUGUUGGUUAAUGGUCCAAGGGUUCAAUACUAGUUACUACCCUUUAUGAACAAGAAAUAAGGCGACAUAAGUGGUAUUAAACGAUAUCACUAUCUUGAUAAGGAAUAAGAACUCGAACACUUAUUUGGCAGGGAAGAAGAAGAGACGAACAUAUCACUAUCUUGAUAAGGAAUAAGAACUCGUACACUAUCCGUUUAAAACUUUCCCUCUUCCUCUUCCUCUUGCUCACCAAUAUCAGUUAAUUUUUCCUGCCAAGAUUAAUUUGAUGUCCAGAGCAAAGACAACAGCUGGCUAGCAAUGGCUGCAGUCAUGCACCACUGUUCAGAUCAUUCCCUUCAUUAGGUUUCAACCGGAUUGAGUAAAAACCAAGGAUGAACCAUUGACAAACAGAAAAUAUGAUUGAUCUCAUAUAAUCUGCUGCAGCAUUCUCUGGCAGCUUGAAUCCUGUACAAAUUCAUCUAAGGAAACCCUGGAACAAAAUUUUGUUAUUUGUUUUGCUUUGUACAUUUUGUGCUACCAGUAAUCACCGCAAGAACAAUGGCCAUCUUUAAAGUGGUGGAAGCACUUGGGGUGACUCAAGUAUAUCUCACAUCCAUAUUUCAGCGAGAUAUGUUUCGCCAUCCGGUGACAAUCACUGCACAUUCUCAGGUUCUUCACAAUCCUUAUACUCCGAGGAACCACUGGUUGUGAGCAAACAAAUGCAAAAGCUAAUGCAAGCUUUUCACUGUGAACCCCAACAACUUCUUCCUUCUCUUCAUCUGCAAUGCACAAACCUUGCCUUCUUCCAAUUUGUUUGACUUCAAUAGAUAUCUGAUCUAUCCAAGCGAAUAGGAGGUUCGAGUAAGGUUUAGACCGAUCUCCCGAAACAAAAGAAUGCACUUUAUUUUUACUUUCAAUCCAGCUCUCCCCAAUAAGUUUGGGCAGUUGAUGCUCAUUUUGAAGCCUUUGCACUCUGAAUGUGUCCUCCCGUGUUCCACGAAGAGCAUACGCUUGUAAGACCAAAUGGCGGAUCAAUGCAUUUCCUGGUUCCAAGCCAAGAAGUCUUUCCCCUGCAUGGAUUCCCAAGUCGAGACAGUCGUGAACUCUGCUGGCAGUUAAUAAUCUAGACCACACUGAUGAGUCGGGCUUCACUGGCAUAGCCUCAAUAAACCGUAUUGCUUCUUCAAGCCUGCCAGCACGACCAUACAAAUCUACCAUAGCUGCAUAAUUUUCAAUGGCAGGAGUGAGUUGAUCGUCUUCAAUCAUGGUAGUGAGAAUAUGCUUCCCCUCUUCAACAUUCUCAUUAAGGCUAUGGGCGAGUAUGAUACUGACAAAAGUACUCUGCUCUGGCUUCAAACCCAACAUCAACAUCUGAUCAGCAAGACUAAGGGCUUCAUCCGAACACCCAUGUAAUACGUAUGCAGCAAUCAUCGAGUUCCAGGUAAUGAAAUCUUUGGACUUCAUUCGGUCGAACAAGGCUUUUGAAUAAACUAGUUUCCCCGAUUUGGCAUAAGUAUCGAUAAGUGAAUUUGGGAUGGAGACUGCAGCUUCUAGGUUUCUCCGUAGCACAAUGCCAUGGAUCUCUUUGACCUUUUUCAGUGCAACUAAAUUUGCACAAGCAGGCAAAACACUCAGUAUUGUUACAGCAUUAGGACUGAAACCUGAAGACUGCAUUUGUCUGAACAUACAAAGUGCCUUCUGUUUCUGUCCAAUAUGCAAGUAACCAGCGAUAAGAGAAUUCCAUGAUGCUGUGUCACGCUUUAUUUUUCCAUCCUUUUCCAUCUUGUGGAAGAGAUCUGUGGCUUCAUCUUCGUCUCCAUUUUCUAUAUAUCCCGAUAUCAUUGUAUUCCAAGUGAUAACAUCGGGUUGAAUCUCGGAAUUCUGCAUCCUCGUGAAUAGUUCAUUGGCUUUCCCACUGUAUCCUGCUUGAAUAUAUCCUCCAAUCAUCGAAUUCCAAGUGAAAACAUCUUUCUCGGGCAUACAAUCAAAGACUAGCUGAGAAGCCUCCAGCUUCUCGCACUUUGAGUAGAAAUCGAUGAGUGCAUUCCCGACAAGUACAUCAUCAAUGCAACCUAUUUCAACAGCCAGAGCAUGAAUUGCCAUCCCAUUGUUUAAUAAUUUCAAAACUGAACAAGCAGAAAUUGCAGUUGCAAUAGUAACUCCAUUUGGUUCAACCCCAGACGAAAUCAUAUCCUCAAACAAAUCUAGUGCCUGAAUUUGCCUGUUGUUUUGAGCAUACCCAGAGAUCAUAGCAGUCCAAGCAACCACAUCUGGUUCUAUCCCGAAUCUCACCAUUUCUUCCAUCAAUUCCAUUGCAACAUCACACUGUCCAUUCUGAUUGUACCCAGUAAUCAGUAUAUUCCAAGUUACCAAACCUGGUUCAACCCCUUCUUUACACAUGGCAUCAAACAAUCUAUGAGCUUCCUUGAUCUCACCUUUCUGGCAAUACCCAGAUAUCAAAGCAUUCCAAGCAACUCUAUCCGUCUUAUCAUCCAUACCGUCAAAAAACUUCCUAGCUAAUCCCAACUCCCCACAUUUCGCAUACACAGCCAGAAUCGAAUUAUUCACUCGUGGGAAAUCACCCAUACCACAUUUUACCACCAAAGAAUGUAACAGCUUCCCAGUCCGAAAAUCACCACAGUUGCCGCACGCUUGCAGGAUCUUCGGCAGCAGAAAACCAUCCGCCAAAAUCCCAUCUGCCAUCAUCAUAUGGAAAAGCCCCACGACUUCCUUCCACCUCUGAUCCCUGCAGCAGGCACCGAUCAUCGCGGACCACGUGUACAAGUUUCUCUCCCGCAUUUCAUCGAACACCAAGCGGGCAUCACGCAAGCACCCGCAUUUCGCGUACAUCCCGACCAGCUUCGUCUCGAGAAACGCCGACUUUUCCUCCGCCAGGCUAAUUCUGGCGUGAAUCUUCCGGCCCAAAUCGACGGCAUUGGAGUCGAUGCAAGACUGGAGCAGCCCGAUCAAAGUCUUGGAAUUCACCUUCGUCCCAUCCUGAGCCAGAGCGUCGAGAACCUCCACAGCCUCGCUUAGUCGCCCAUUUUUGCGAAGGAAAUUCAGGUGGGAGUCCGCCAUUGCUGAAUGCGGCUUCUUGGAGUAAGAAACGGAGGUGGGUUUCGGCGGGAAGGGCGAAUUUUCCGGUACAUUGUCUUGCCUAAUUGGAAUAGAGGAAGAAGGCGGCUUUGAAGUGCUGAGUAACAUCGAUGUCACCAUUAGCGCUUCUUCAACAUCCCCAAACGAGAAUAACCUAUGCAAUGGUGGGUGGCCGGAGAGGCGACUGGUAAAUUAAGCACUGCUUCAUCCAGGCCGGAGAUUGCCUUUCUGCGCGGGUAUUUUGAUUUUCUUUCCCAGAAGGAUUACAAGAAUUGGAUAAGAUAACGGAUUUUCGGUCACGAUUUCCUUGGAGUAUUAUAUUAUCGGGUCAAUAUUUCACAAUAGUCAUUAGUCAAUAACUCGG